Messenger RNA from Kluyveromyces marxianus DMKU3-1042, 1917 nucleotides. RefSeq names its product ferric-chelate reductase (gene FRE3). Gene Ontology annotation, biological process: intracellular iron ion homeostasis; iron ion transport; copper ion import. The coding region runs from base 1 to 1917 and encodes 638 amino acids. Gene Ontology annotation, cellular component: plasma membrane. NCBI's taxonomy places the organism in Eukaryota, Fungi, Ascomycota, Saccharomycetes, Saccharomycetales, Saccharomycetaceae. The record is from RefSeq and is a predicted model, not a curated record. The transcript has a single exon. Gene Ontology annotation, molecular function: ferric-chelate reductase activity.
AUGAAUAGCUUUAGGAGUCCUCAAAUUCCGGACGGAGUUGUCAAGUUGAUAACAUGCAAUCUUCUAUCUGGACAGUAUAAUUGGGGAUAUUCAAGAGCUUUAGAAGACGGUUUUUAUGACAUAGGUUGCGGGAAUUAUUUACCUUGCGCCCAAACGGUAAUGCAAUGCCUAGUUGAUCUUUCAGGAGGGGACCAGCUUGCUGCUCUGAACGAAUACACAACGUAUUGUAAUGCAUAUUCAGGCAAGAAUAUAAGUCUUGAAAGUGCCUUAAAACAACUCGUGAAUGGUACUCAAUAUUUGAUUUCAAACCCAAGUUCUAAUGCCACCAACUACGCCCCAUUAGCAUUUAGUAUGAAGAAUUUAGAAGAAAACUAUAACUUUUUCCACUUCAUAUUUAUGAACUUUUACUGGGCAUUUGAUUGUUCUAUGCUUAUAAACUUGACCGUUUUAGCGGUCAUUAUUUUAUUGGCAAUUGAACAAAAGUUUCAAUUUCCAUGGCUCAGAAAAAUACGAUCAAGGUUUACAUCCACAAUCUCCAAUACACAUCAUACGGAAACAAAAAUAGGCGGAUGGUAUGUCACAAUCCUGCCAACAAUUGGAGAAACAUAUAUACUUCUUUUCCUUUUGGUAAUAUGCGUUCUUUCCAGCGUUGUGUACUACCCCCUUUAUGAGUCCAACACUGGAGAAGGGAAGAUUGCAUUUUUGGCGAAAUGUAUUGCAAACAGGACUGGCGGUAUAGCCUUUGGACUUUUACCCCUGACAGUUCUAUUAGCCGGAAGAAACAAUAUGAUUUGUUGGCUGACAGGAAUGCCUUACUGUAGCAUGAUAUUUUAUCAUAAGUGGGCAGCAAGAUUAAUGACAUUAUAUGGCUCUGUUCACGGAGUACUGUGGAUUGGGUACCUCGUAUGGAACCAAAGAGGAGAGUUCAUGAAUUACUCGAAAGACACAAUAUUAAUAUUAUGGGGGUUCCUAAUAUGCAUAAUUUCUGUCAUUCUUAUAAUAAAAUCGGUAUAUAUGUGGAAGUCAAGACAUUACGAGUUGUUUUUGUCAUUACACAUCAUUUUAGCAGCUGUAUUUUUUUAUGGAUGCUAUAAACACUCAGAGGAGUUAGGAUGGCUAGGAUGGAUCAAUCUCUCAGUAGCUCUUUGGUUCAUGGAUAGAAUUCUAAGAUUAUUUAAAAUCUUUAAGUUCGGAGGCCUUAAAUUGGCGUACUGUAAGGUGCUAGAUCCUGAUAAUGAAAUAUUUCAAAUCACCAUACCUAAUGCCGGAUCAAUGAAGUUUUUCCCUGGAUGUUACGCUUUUCUCUAUGUAUUGAAUACGAAGUUAUUCUGGCAUAGUCAUCCAUUUUCAUUGAUGAAACAAGGAGAUAAAAUAAUCAUAGUAAUAAAGGCAAAAACUGGCAUGACCAAGGAGUUAUACAAUAAACUCCCGAAAGAUGGAACGAAUUACCCUAUCCGAGUAUGUCUUGAAGGACCGUAUGGACACAAUGCCCCUGUAGAUUGCUACGACCAUGCAUUACUUAUCACAUCAGGAACUGCAAUAGCAGGACCAAUAUCUUACCUGCAAAGAAUGCAAAAAAUUGAUGACUGUCACUUCAUCUGGAUCAUCAGUAAUGAAAGAUUCUUAGAUCACAUGAGGUACGCUUUAGAGCCUUUAAUGGUUGACAAUAGGUGCUCUUUGGACAUAUACAUCACCAGGCCCUUGGGGCUUGAUAUAUCAUGGGUUCCUAAGUCCACUCGUAUUCAUAUUGGGAGACCUAACAUCGAUGAUGUGGUACACGAAGAUUUAUCUUGCUGGAAAAACUCUGCUGUUGUCUCCUGCGCACUGCCUUUGAUUGAUGAUCAUGUCAGGAAUUCUGUAGCAAGGGAAAUGAGUUUAGGCACUGUUGACUUCUACGAUGAGUUACAAGUAUGGUAA